Messenger RNA from Archocentrus centrarchus (flier cichlid), 1551 nucleotides. Its product is annotated as homeodomain-interacting protein kinase 2-like. Gene Ontology annotation, biological process: intrinsic apoptotic signaling pathway in response to DNA damage by p53 class mediator; smoothened signaling pathway; positive regulation of transcription by RNA polymerase II. NCBI's taxonomy places the organism in Eukaryota, Metazoa, Chordata, Actinopteri, Cichliformes, Cichlidae. The transcript is spliced from 6 exons. Gene Ontology annotation, cellular component: cytoplasm; PML body; nucleus. The coding region runs from base 1 to 1551 and encodes 516 amino acids. The record is from RefSeq and is a predicted model, not a curated record. Gene Ontology annotation, molecular function: transcription corepressor activity; protein serine/threonine kinase activity; transcription coactivator activity.
AUGUACUCCAACGUAGAAGCUGAAGACGAGUUAGUCCCUGGAAGCCGGCUCACCUCCAGCUUCUCCAACUAUGAAGUAUUAACUAUCCUUGGAGAAGGGACUUUUGGCAAGGUUGCAAAAUGUGUCAGGAUGGCUGACAAGAAGACUGUAGCCAUCAAAGUAAUGAAAAAUUACUCAGUAGAGGUGGCAAACAUUGAGGCGGCUAUGCUAUACAUGCUCAGCAUGCAUAACAGCCACAAACACAACAUGGUUGAAUGGUAUCGGGCUUUUAUGGAUAGAGGCCAUCCAUGUCUGGAGUUUGAGUAUCUCGACAAAAGUCUGUUUGACUUUAUGCAAGAAAGACAUUUUCAGCCACUCAGUUUAACGGAGAUUCGACCAAUAGUCAUGCAGAUUGCAAUAGCUCUGAAACACCUGAAGUCUAUUGGAAUCAUACAUGCAGACCUCAAACUAGAGAAUGUAAUGUUAGUCAAUCACCAACAAGAGCCAUACCAAAUUAAAUUGAUUGACUUCGGCCUGGCUCAUGUCACCUCUGCUGCCACAGUGGGCUCUUACCUUCAGACCUCCCCAUAUCGGUCCCCGGAGAUUAUUCUAGGGCUUCCGUUUACAGAGGCCAUAGAUGUUUGGUCUCUGGGCAUCAUUACUGCCACUCUAUACGUCGGUUUCCUGCUGUACCCUGGAUACUGUGAAUAUGAGAUGCUCCGGGAACCCGAGCAUCAAAAUGAUGCUGAUAAAGCUGCAGAAAUGGCUGAUCGCUUAAUGUUCAUUAAAAUGAUUAAAGAACUGCUUCAGCUUGAUCCUGAAACACGGAUUACACCCGAACAGGUGCUGGAUCAUCCUUUUGCAACAAUGAGCCACAUGGCAUCCUUCUACGACCUGAGCUCCUAUGUACAGUCCUGUUAUCAGCACACAGAGAUCUGUAAGAAAAGCACAGUGUCUUCAGAUAGCGGGACAGGAGGGAGUGGGUCUCUGCAGCAGCCCGUCUCCGAGACCAGACAACCUGCCCAACAGCAGCUUCAUCCCCCUGCAGCUGAGAGCAAAAUCCUGGAGAGGCCCCCUUCCUCCAGGACCACAAACCCAUCCCAAAAAAACUGUCCUCCCCCUUCAAUUCAGAGGAGCAGACCCAACUGCUCCAGGCUCAGUCACUGUCAAACUGCCCAGACAGUUUCAGUCAAACCAAACUUUAAAAGAAGGCACCCUGAUGAAGAGAUAAAGGACACCAGUCAGUCAGUAAAAAGGAGGACGACUGACUGGAAAGAUAUGAGUGAAAAAACAUCCCCCUCUGACGCGACGUCAGACCAGUACCGAAAGAAAUUCCGGCAUUCUCCCGGUCCGUCCUGCUCAAGCAACAGGACACAGGGCUCCAUCACAGGGAAUAAGAGGAAGAUCAGGGUAAAACUGCCUUCCACAGCCCACAAAAGAGGGCGAGAAAAGCCCAUGAAGACAGCUGGAGCAGCUUUAGAUCCAAAGGACAGUCAGGCUGAUGACCACCGCUGCAGAGAAGCAAAAGGAGGAGCAGCAGUGCGCCAUCGAAGCAGCAAGGCAAAUCGUUGA